AUGCUUACUCAACCACAAACACUUGUCAAUCGAAAUCAAGUGAAUCGUGAAUGCCUUUAUGCAUGGUAUCCAGAAGUUGUCGAUAGAAAUCAACCCACACCUGAUGCACGAGACAUUUAUGUAAACAAUGGAAUAAAUAAAAAUUUAAUAAAAAAUGACAUUGAGUGUAUCAAACGUUAUGAGCAGAGUGUUGCUCCAAGUGAACAAAUAUAUCGCUCCACAGAAACGAUAGAUGAAGCAUUAAAAACUCCGUGGGCAUUACAUUACGAAGUGAAACGACGACCAGCAACACCAAAUAUUCCAUCAAAUGAUAAAAAUACUGAAAUGAAUACGUUAACCGGACCACCGCGACGACUAAAAAGUGCACCAUUAAUGCGUAUAAUGCAACCCACACCAGUUCUAAAUAUUCCUCAACCAAGAAAUUUGGGCAUAUUUCAACAAUUACACGAACAACAUCGACAUGUAAAAUCUUCGAGAUCAUCUUCGGCCAAAGCCCGUCUGAAUACUUCUACUAAUAGCUGUCAAGAUAGUACUCAUAAAGAACAAUCAAUAGUUCGUCGAGAAACAAAAUCGGCUCAUGUAAGCAGAAGUCAAUCUUUUAAACCUCAAACUGGUGGAAAACUAUCCGAUAGUGAAAUAGAAACGGUUUUAACGAAGGUAUAUGGCAGACCAGUAAAUCAACCAGUACCACCACCAACUUAUGAACUUAUUGUCAAACAAAUUGAUCCUCCUCCAUCUUCUGUACCACAGCCAGUUUAUACUUAUACCAAAGCGAAUUCAUGGUGUGGUGAAUUAUCCCAAGAGAAGGAGAAUGGCAAUGUUGAAACACGAAGUCUGAUUAGUGAAAUUCCACUAAAUCCACAUUACAUACAUCGUUCUGGUGUGAUAGCCAUUCCAAAUACGGAUAAGAAGCCAGUUAUUCAAACAAUAAAUUCGAAUGACAACAAAAAUCUCAAACGACGUUUUAGAAUGCGAAAACUAAAGAGCCGCGAUGACAAACGACAUACACUCAAUGAACCAUUAUUAGCUCUAACACCAAUGUAUAAUGGAAAUUAUUCAAUGAUUGAACCAAAAAAAGUUGAUAACAUUAAUAAUACGUUUUCAGUAGAAGUAGGAGGCGUCAAAUUAAUAUAUGAUCCAGAUAUACGAUUAGAUGAUCCAUCGCCUCAAAUGACCAAGUAUCUUGUUGAUGGUAGAUUGUAUCUUAUUAAAAAUCAACGAUACAACUUUAUUGAUAAUGUAGAUGCUAAAGAGAUGGAAAAAUAUAAUGAAAAUUUAAAACUUAACGAACGUCCGAAAUAUUAUCAGACUAUUCCAAUUGAAAAAUUUAAAUUAUCCACUCCGCCUCCCGAGUUACAUUACAAUGCCACCGAAACAUACUUUUAUAAUACGGUACCAAAACAGCCGCAACGUUAUGUCGUUUCUCCCGACUGGAUAUCUGAAGAUCUUAAUGUACAUAAAAUUUCAUUAAAAAAGCGUCCACAAACUAGUACUACACCGGCUCUUUAUCGACGAGAUAUUGCACUAGCAUAUUAA
Molecule: messenger RNA, 1536 nt
Organism: Didymodactylos carnosus
Lineage: Eukaryota; Metazoa; Rotifera; Eurotatoria; Philodinida; Philodinidae
Source: the annotation of a GenBank genome assembly